Messenger RNA from Bactrocera tryoni, 478 nucleotides. RefSeq names its product protein late bloomer-like. Gene Ontology annotation, cellular component: membrane. The coding region runs from base 182 to 478 and encodes 98 amino acids. Lineage: Eukaryota; Metazoa; Arthropoda; Insecta; Diptera; Tephritidae. The transcript has 4 exons. The record is from RefSeq and is a predicted model, not a curated record.
AAUACUUUGCAUCGCAUUUGUUGGCUGCUGCGGAGCGCUAACCGAAAGUUUAUGUUGCAUAUGGACGUACGCCACAUGUUUGUUGGUACUUCUGGUGUGCAAUGUGAUAAAUUUAAUAUAUAUAAACAAAGCUGAUAGCGCAGAACAUGCACGCCAUGACGUCAAUUUGGCGUGGCAGCAUAUGAAAGAAGGUAGCGAUGUAACAAUGCAUUUGUACCAAAGUACGUUGGAAUGCUGUGGCAAGAUAAAUUAUAAUGACUACACCAACGCAGGUAUGCUAAUACCGAUGAGCUGUUAUAGGGACUACACUAUGAUGCCUGCAGAUUUAUACCAAACGGGCUGCUUAGCUGAACUCACCGAUAGUUACAACACUUCCUAUAAACACAUGUAUAGCGGCAGUUUGAUCAUAUUUAUCAUUGAGGCCGUUUCUUUAGCGUUUGCAGUAGCUUUGGGUGUUAUUUAUCAGCUGGACUACUAA